GAUGAUGGGGCCAUGGCCCGGGCGGGCGGCUGCGGCGCGGCCGCGGCGGGGGCGCGGGCGGGGGGCGCGGGCGGGCCGGAGCCGGCGGAGCUGUCCCUGGAGGCGGUGCUGAAGGCGUACGAGCAGCCCAUCAACGAGGAGCAGGCGUGGGCCGUGUGCUUCCAGGGCUGCCGCGGGCUGCGGGGCGCGCCGGGCGCCGGCCGGCGCAUCCGGGACACGGCGGACCUCGUGCUGCGCAGGGACGGCUCGGUGGGCGCCCGGCCGGAGCCGGGGGCCGCGGGCGCGGCGGAGUCUGCCACGAUGGUGGGGUCACCAGCCAGCUCAGAAGCUCAGAUGGUGCAGUCCCUGGGCUUCGCCAUCUACCGAGCGCUGGACUGGGGGCUGGACGAGAGCGAGGAGCGAGAGCUGAGCCCGCAGCUGGAGCGGCUCAUCGACCUCAUGGCCAACAACGACUGCGAGGACACAGAUGGCGGCGGUGGCGCCGACGAGGGCUACGGCGGGCCGGAGGAGGAGGAUGAGGGGCCCGAGGGCCCGCGUGUGGUGCGCACCUUCGCGCAGGCCAUGCGGCUGUGUGCCCUCCGCCUCACGGACCCCCGAGGCGCGCAGAGCCACUACCAGGCUGUGUGCCGUGCGCUCUUCGUGGAGACGCUGGAGCUGCAGGCCUUUCUGGCCAGGGUCCACGAGGCCAAGGAGAUGCUGCGGAAGCUCCGGGAAGAGGAGCCUCAGGCAGAGAAACCCCUGGCAGAGCUUGAUCACCUGGGGCACACCGACUGGACUCGCCUCUGGGUCCAGCUCAUGCGGGAACUUCGCCAUGGAGUGAAGCUCAAGAAGGUGCAGGAGCAGGAGUUCAACCCUCUGCCCACUGAGUUCCAGCUCACCCCCUUCGAGAUGCUAAUGCAGGACAUCCGGGCCAGAAACUACAAGCUGCGCCAGGUCAUGGUCAAUGGGGACAUCCCUCCCCGGGUGAAGAAGGAUGCACACGAGCUCAUUCUGGACUUCAUCCGCUCCCGGCCCCCCCUAAAACAGGUCUCGGAGAGAAGGCUGCGCCCCUUGCCCCAGAAGCAGCGGAGCUUGCACGAGAAGAUCCUGGAAGAGAUCAAGCAGGAGCGGCGGCUGCGCCCUGUGGGGGCCCGGGGGUUUGGCUCCUUGCCCUGCAUCCUCGAUGCCUGCUCUGGGGAUCUCAAGGCCGCCUCCUGCAUCAACCUCUCUGUCCCGGAUGCUGCGGGCAGCACCCUGCGCCCUCGGCCCCGGGUGCUGCUGAAGGCGCCCACCUUGGCUGAGAUGGAGGAGAUGAACACAUCCGAGGAGGAGGACUCUCCAUGUGCAGAAGGCACCCUGAAGCGUGACCGCUCCUUCUCAGAGCAUGAUCUGGCCCAGCUUCGCACGGAACUGGCCUCUGGCCAUCAGCUGGACACUCAGCCCGCAGGAGCCCUGCAGCCAUCGAGGCCCCGUGCAGGCAGUGCACACAGCUGGAGGCCGAGCACCCAGGAGCAUGGGGUGACUGCACAACCCCAGCUGGACCCCAGCUCCCGGCCACACAGCCACCAGGGCGCCGCCUGCACAGCCCCAGAUGCCAGUCACCGGUGGCUGGAGUUCAGCCACCCUGUGGAAAGCCUGGCCCUGACAGUGGAGGAGGUGAUGGAGGUGCGCCGUGUGCUGGUGAAAGCAGAGAUGGAGAAGUUCCUGCACAACAAAGAGCUGAUCAGCAGCCUGAAGAAGGGGAAGGUGUGCUGCUGCUGCCGGACCAAGUUCCCAUUGUUUUCCUGGCCGCCGACCUGCCUCUUCUGCAAGAGGGCCGUGUGCAGCCUCUGCAGCGUAAAGAUGAAGAUGCCUUCUAAGAAGCUCGCACACAUCCCAGUCUACGCACUGGGCUUUGAGGGUCCUCUGAAGAGGUCAGCCAUGAAAGCCACGCCUACUCAAAGAAGAGAUGUCUUCCAAUCCCUGCAGGGGCCGCAGUGGCAGAGCGUGGAAGAUGAGUUCCCACACCUCUACACACAUGGUGGCGUGCUCAAGGACGUCUGCAGUGACUGCACCAGCUUUGUGGCCGAUGUGGUACACUCUAGCCGCAAGAGUGUGGAUGCCCUCAACGCAACCCCGCACAGGGCCCGGCAGACCCGGUCCCUCUAUGUCCCCAACACCUGGACGCUGGAUUUCAAGUGAUGCCCCUGAAAAACUGUACUGAGUGCAUGUACAUUCAUACAUAGACCGCGAUGUAACACACCCGCAGCCUAUAUAUUUAUAGACAGCUCUCCUGGCCCCCGAGUCCACCCGGGGUCAGAUUCACUCUAAGACCCUCUCAGGAUUCCUUAAGCGGAACAGCAGUGGGAAGGAAGCAGAGUGGAGGGGGAACAGAGUGCUGGCUGCCAACCAAGAAGCAUACUGUCCCCUGUGGGCCCUUGGGUUAUUCCAAAGGGGCCACAGCACAAGCACAAAUCCAGGGGGCCAACAGGCAGACCGGGGACACAGGAAGGAAACAAGGUUGGGAAGACACUGAGAGCCUGGAGCAGAGGAAUCUGGGCGGGGGGCUCUGGGGAAGCACCCAUCCCAUGCUGGUGUCUCAUCUCAGGGACGAGGACAUGGCAGGCUGCAGGCCUGGGAAAGCUGGAGAGGGUUGGUCCUGUAAGCGUUCACUCCUUCGUCUGGAAGGCAUAACGCUAGGGCAGACUGCCACCAGCCUGCCUGGCACCACACCUCAGCCACCCAGGGCAUCAGGUGCCACUGUACUCUCAUACCCAAGGUGCGGGGGUGGCGGCAUGGGGUAGCUGAGCAGCUCUGUAUGUGCAAAUGACUACUCUUGGCCUAAUAAAGUUGUUCUCCAGGG
Sorex araneus (European shrew) is the source of this 2821-nucleotide messenger RNA. It is a transcript of the gene SPIRE2, whose product is annotated as spire type actin nucleation factor 2. The transcript has 15 exons. NCBI's taxonomy places the organism in Eukaryota, Metazoa, Chordata, Mammalia, Eulipotyphla, Soricidae. Gene Ontology annotation, biological process: Golgi vesicle transport; establishment of meiotic spindle localization; actin filament polymerization. Gene Ontology annotation, molecular function: actin binding. The record is from RefSeq and is a predicted model, not a curated record. Bases 13 to 2160 code for a protein of 715 amino acids. Gene Ontology annotation, cellular component: cell cortex; cytoplasmic vesicle membrane.